AUGAAUCUCUCAAAACAACAACUCUUCCCUUUACUUUUCCUCUCCCUCUUCAUCUUUCGUCCCCUACACGCCUCAAACCCUAAAAAAUGUUCUUCUUCCUAUUUGGAAUCAUUUUACACAUGCGGACGAUUCGGAGUCUCCAUCUGUUUUCCUUUCUGCGGCCACGCGGGAUUCAAUGUCCACUGCACCGACCUCAAUAAGACAGCCAUAGAGCUUCCAAUGUCCGGAACAUUUCUUGUCCAGGAAAUCAACUACAGGAAGCAGCAGAUUUCUCUCAACGACCCUGAAGGUUGCUUGGCUAAACGGCUUUUAACCUUCAAUACCUCAGGGUCUCCUUUCUCUCCUCGCUUCAGCGUCUACUACACGUUCUUGACCUGUCCUAACGAGGUCGUGAAGCUGUCUUGGUAUCCGUCUAUCCGUUGCCUAAGCAAUUCCACCUACUCCUUCUUUGCCACGUCUAAUUUGUCCCUCGCAGAAUCGAUGCUGCCUUCUUGCCAGAUCGUGAAGAAGAGAGUAGCUGUUCCGAUUAAUGUCUUGUUUGAAAAUAACAGAUUCUCUAGUGUCAUGAACGUUUUAGACCUCGAGCUGGAAUGGAGCUCGCCGAAUUGUAGAGGUUGUGAGAUGGAUUCGUUGAGAUGUGGUUUCAAGAACAAGGCCUCUCUUGAGGUUAAAUGCUUCUCUGAUACAUCCGGUCAUUUAGGGGCUAAUUCAGUACUACUUAUAACCCUCUGCACGAUCGGAGGAAUCUCAAUCUUCGCUUGUAUAGCUAUGAGUGUUUACAAUUCCGAGAGGUUUAACUUUCAGAGAAGACAAAAUGCGGCAAGAGACCUUACGCAGCAGCCAAGAGGAGUUGUGGUCACCAGACUCACCACGGGUCUUGACCAGUCUACAAUAGAGUCAUACAAGAAAGUCGAGCUGGGAGAAAGUAGAAGGCUUCCGGGUCCUAAUGGUAUCGUCUGUCCCAUUUGUUUGUCAGAAUAUGCUUGCAAAGAGACCAUACGGUGCAUGCCAGAGUGUGACCACUGUUUCCACGUCCAAUGUAUAGACGUGUGGCUCAAGAUUCAUGGUUCAUGCCCUAUUUGUCGGAACUCACGCUCGUGA
This is a messenger RNA of Thlaspi arvense, 1101 nucleotides long. The record is from the annotation of a GenBank genome assembly. NCBI's taxonomy places the organism in Eukaryota, Viridiplantae, Streptophyta, Magnoliopsida, Brassicales, Brassicaceae.